AUGAAUAAUAAUCAAAUUGGUGAAUCCUCCAGAAUAAAGUCUAUGGCAUUUGAUAUAAGAGAAGUAUCGAAUUAAGGUCAAAAAUAUUUUGCAUAUUACAAGAAGAAUACAAUGAAAAAAGAAUUAGAAAAAUAUCUUAUUCAGGAUUUAAACUUUACUCAUAAUUGCAAGAAUUUGAGAAAAUAUAAAAAGAGUGCUGAUAGUCAUAAUUAUAAAGCUUUUGAAUAUGAAGGGGAAUACAAAAUAUUAAGAGAUCUAAUUAAACCCAAAGAAGAAACAAUAUUAAAAAUCAUUUCUGAUAUAGUAUCUGCUCUUAUGAUUUUACAUUCUAAUUAAAUUAUUGGUAGAUGCUUCAAUAUUGACAAUAUUAUUCUAGUCAAUGGAUAUACGCCAGUUUUAAUGGAAUUUGGAUACUAUCCAAAAAUGGAUUAUAUAGUACCUGAAUAACUAUACAAUACUUAAUUGAAUGAAAAGAUAGAUAUAUUCUUAUUAGGUAGAGUUAUUUACUAUUUAACUGUUGGUAAAGAAUUACCUAUUUAUAAUCUUAAUAAUUUUGGAGAAUUGGAAGAGAAAAUUAAUAUGGCUAUUGCAGAAACUAAUUAUACAUAAAAUUUAAAGUUAUUUAUGUAAGGACUACUACAAAAAAAUAGAAAUAGUAGAAUUGAUUACAUAAAAAUAGCUUAGAAAUUUGAUUCUAAAUUAUUAAAUUUUUAUUAAAAUCAGUUUUAGAGAUUUAGUAUAAUAAUAAGUGAAACCAUAAAAGCAAGAUAGGAAUAUGAUAUUGAAAUUUAAGAAAGUGCUCCUUUUUUUAUCAAUAAUACUCAUAAUAAUAUAAUAAUUUGUUAAUAAAAUAAAGGACCAUAUGUUUCAUCAAUCUAAUAACCCAAUGUAUCAAAAAUUAAUUUAAAUCCACCUAAAACACCACCAGAUUUCAGUGAUGAUGAGAAUCUCUGUCCUCCUAUGAUUAAGACAUUAUAUAACAUGAAUUAAACUAUGGUAAUGGAUUCAGAAGAAAUUAAUAAAGAAUUGUUAAAUAUAUUACCUUUUUAUUUUGAAUCUUUUGAUAAAUAUUCUAUCUGGAAUAAUAUAUUCUUUUCUUUAUAUCGUUUUGGUUUAUUGAAGAAAUUAAAUGAAAUGAUCAUAAAUUUUAAAAAAUUAAGUGAUGAUUUAUGUUUAUGGAAGGCCUGUUUUGCAUUGAGUAAAAUAUCUAUUGUUCUAAAAUAAGAAUUAGUUAAUGAUUUAAAUUAAGAUAAAAAUAUAUUUUAUAUAGAUGAAUAAGAUUGGAAAGAAUUUGUAACUAAAGAUAAGGAUUAUAAAAAGAUGAAAUAGAAAUUAUAAUUAGAUUUAAAUUAAGAAAAAUCAAUAUUUAUAGGGUUGACAUUCUCAUAAUUAUACAAAGGAUAUUAGAUAUUUAAAUAGCUACCACCAUAAAAUGAUGAUUUUUAAAAUAAUGUAAUUAUAAUACUAAGAUAAUUAGAAUUUGACAUAUGGGAUCUUUGAAGAAUAUAAAAUUUCAUAUAGAGGAAUUUUAGUUGAAUCUAUCUGUUUCUUUGAAAAAUGUUUGGGUAAAGAAAGUUCUUUAAUUAAAUUAUUGCUUUUAAUAUGCUUGAAAAUAAAUAACAUACUUGAUUUAGAUGUGAUUUAAGAAAAUUUUCAAUAUGUGGCAUAAGUCUUGAAUUUAUAAUAAGUUAACACUGUUAAAGAAUUAGAAUUCUUUUUUGAAAAUAAAAAUGAAAUUCAUUUUGAUGAAUUUUAUAACAAAUUAAAAGAUAAAUUCUUUCCUUAAAAUCAAUAAUGA
Messenger RNA from Paramecium primaurelia, 1798 nucleotides. Lineage: Eukaryota; Ciliophora; Oligohymenophorea; Peniculida; Parameciidae. The record is from the annotation of a GenBank genome assembly.